AGGCUCAGGACGCUCGAACCGAGGCUGUCUCUGGCUCUCAGCCGCGCGACCAUCGCGACACCAGCCGCCGCGCAGCGGGCCAUGGACUUGCCCAGGGGCCUCCUGGUGGCCUGGACCCUCAGUCUUUGGCCAGGAUUCACGGACACCUUCAAUAUGGAUACCAGAAAUCCCCGGGUCAUUGCUGGUCCCAGUGCUGCCUUCUUUGGCUACACAGUACAGCAGCAUGAUAUCAGUGGCAAGAAGUGGUUGGUUGUGGGUGCCCCAAUGGAAACCAAUGGCCAUCAGAAGACAGGAGACGUAUACAAAUGUCCAGUAACCCAGGGCAACUGCACCAAGCUCAACCUGGGCAGGGUCACUUUGUCCAAUGUGUCUGAGAGGAAGGACAACAUGCGCCUCGGCCUGAGCCUUGCCACCAACCCCAAGGACAACAGCUUCCUGGCCUGCAGCCCUCUCUGGUCGCACGAGUGUGGAAGCUCCUACUACACCACUGGCAUGUGCUCACGGGUCAACUCCAACUUCAGAUUCUCUAAGACAGUAGCUCCGGCACUUCAGAGGUGCCAGACUUACAUGGACAUCGUCAUUGUCUUGGAUGGCUCCAACAGCAUCUACCCCUGGGUGGAGGUCCAACACUUCCUCAUCAAUAUCCUCAAAAAGUUCUACAUUGGCCCUGGCCAGAUCCAGGUCGGAAUAGUCCAGUAUGGAGAAGAUGCCGUCCAUGAGUUCCACCUUAAUGACUACAGGUCUGUAAAAGACGUGGUGGAAGCCGCCAGCCACAUUGAGCAGAGAGGAGGGACAGAGACCCGCACGGCAUUUGGCAUUGAAUUUGCACGCUCAGAGGCUUUCCAGAAGGGUGGAAGGAAAGGGGCCAAGAAAGUGAUGAUUGUCAUCACGGACGGGGAAUCCCACGACAGCCCAGACCUGGAGAAGGUGAUCCGGCAGAGCGAGAAGGACAACGUGACCAGAUACGCUGUGGCCGUUUUGGGCUACUACAACCGCAGGGGGAUCAAUCCAGAGACUUUUCUAAAUGAAAUCAAAUACAUCGCCAGCGACCCUGACGACAAGCACUUCUUCAACGUCACAGAUGAGGCGGCCCUGAAGGACAUUGUUGAUGCCCUUGGGGACAGGAUCUUCAGCUUGGAAGGCACCAACAAGAAUGAGACCUCUUUUGGGCUGGAGAUGUCGCAGACCGGCUUUUCUUCACAUGUGGUAGAGGAUGGGAUCCUGCUGGGAGCCGUGGGAGCCUAUGACUGGAACGGGGCAGUGCUGAAGGAGACAAGUGCUGGCAAGGUGAUUCCUCACCGAGAGUCCUACCUUAAGGAGUUUCCAGAGGAGCUGAAGAACCAUGCGGCAUACCUAGGCUACACAGUGACGUCGGUUGUGUCCUCCAGGCAGGGGCGGGUGUAUGUGGCUGGAGCCCCCAGAUUCAACCAUACUGGCAAGGUCAUUCUAUUCAGCAUGCACAACAACCGGAGCCUCACCAUCCACCAGGCUCUUCGGGGCGAGCAGAUAGGCUCCUACUUCGGGAGUGAGAUCACCUCAGUGGACAUCGAUGAUGACAGAGUGACAGAUGUGCUGCUGGUGGGUGCACCCAUGUACUUCAGCGAGGGCCGAGAGCGAGGCAAGGUGUAUGUCUACAACCUGAGACAGAACCGGUUUGUUUAUAAUGGCACUCUGAAAGAUUCCCACAGCUACCAGAACGCCCGGUUCGGAUCCUGCAUCGCCUCUGUUCAAGACCUCAACCAAGAUUCCUACAAUGAUGUGGUGGUGGGGGCCCCUCUGGAGGACAGCCACAGAGGGGCCAUCUACAUCUUCCAUGGCUUCCAAACCAAUAUCCUGAAGAAGCCCAUGCAGAGAAUAACAGCCUCAGAGCUGGCUCCUGGCCUGCAGCAUUUUGGCUGCAGCAUCCACGGACAACUGGACCUCAAUGAGGAUGGGCUUGUGGACCUAGCAGUGGGCGCCCUGGGCAACGCUGUGGUUUUGUGGGCCCGCCCUGUAGUUCAAAUCAACGCCAGCCUCCACUUUGAGCCUUCCAAGAUCAACAUCUUCCACAAGGACUGCAAGCGCAAUGGCAGGGAUGCCACCUGCCUGGCCGCCUUCCUCUGCUUCAUACCCAUCUUCCUGGCACCCCACUUCCAAACAGCAACCGUCGGCAUCAGGUACAAUGCAACCAUGGAUGAGAGGCGGUAUAUGCCGCGGGCACAUCUGGACGAGGGCGGAGACCAGUUCACCAACAGAGCGGUCCUGCUCUCCUCUGGCCAGGAACACUGUCAAAGGAUCAACUUCCAUGUCCUGGACACUGCGGACUACGUGAAGCCUGUUGCCUUCUCCGUGGAGUACUCCCUAGAGGACCCUGACAAUGGCCCUAUGCUGGACAACGGCUGGCCCACUACCCUCAGAGUGUCGGUGCCCUUCUGGAAUGGCUGUAAUGAGGAUGAACACUGUGUCCCUGACCUUGUACUGGAUGCUCGGAGUGACCUGCCCACUGCCAUGGAGUACUGCCAGCAGGUGCUAAGGAGGCAGGCGCAGGACUGCUCCAGUUACACCCUGUCCUUCGACACCACUGUCUUCAUCAUAGAGAGCACACGUCGCCGGGUGGCAGUGGAGGCCACGCUGGAGAACAGAGGAGAGAAUGCUUACAGCGCAGUCCUCAACAUCUCCCAGUCAGAGAACCUGCAGUUUGCCAGCCUGAUCCAGAGGGAUGACUCAGACAACAGCAUCGAGUGUGUGAACGAGGAGAGGCGGCUUCACAAGAAAGUCUGCAACGUCAGCUACCCCUUCUUCAGAGCCAAGGCCAAGGUGGCUUUCCGGCUGGAUUUUGAGUUCAGCAAGUCUGUGUUUCUGCACCAUCUUCAGAUCCAUCUGGGUGCUGGCAGUGACAGUCACGAGCAGGACAGCACCGUAGAUGACAACACGGCCCUCCUGCGCUUCCACCUCAAAUAUGAAGCAGAUGUCCUCUUUACCAGAAGCAGCAGCCUGAGCCACUUCGAGGUCAAGGCCAACAGCUCACUUGAGAGCUAUGAUGGCAUCGGACCUCCGUUCAACUGUGUUUUUAAGGUGCAGAACCUGGGCUUUUUCCCCAUCCAUGGGGUGAUGAUGAAGAUCACUGUGCCCAUCGCCACCAGGGGUGGCAACCGCCUGCUGAUGUUGAGGGACUUCUUCACCGACCAGGUCAACACAUCCUGUAACAUCUGGGGGAACAGCACAGAGUACAGGAGUACCCCAACUGAGGAAGAUCUGAGCCAUGCCCCACAGAGGAAUCACAGCAACUCCGACGUGGUCUCCAUCAUCUGCAACCUGAAGCUGGCCCCCAACCAGGAGACCAGCUUCUACCUGGUGGGGAACCUGUGGCUGACAUCUCUGAAAGCACUCAAGUACAGGUCUCUGAAGAUCACAGUCAACGCCGCCUUGCAGAGGCAGUUCCACAGCCCCUUCAUCUUCCGAGAGGAGGACCCUAGCCGCCAGGUCACAUUUGAGAUCUCCAAGCAAGAAGACUGGCAGGUCCCCAUCUGGAUCAUCGUGGGCAGCACUCUGGGGGGCCUCUUGCUGCUGGCCCUGCUGGUCCUGGCACUGUGGAAGCUCGGUUUUUUUAAAAGUGCCAAGCGCAAGAGGGAACCUGGCCUAGGUCCCAUCCCCAAAGAGCUCAAGUGAGGAUCCAGAGGAAGCUUCAAGUUGUUGGGGGCCCGACACCAGUCCAGGGGUGUGCAGGCCCGGGCCUGUGGCCUCAGAGCUGGAGCUAAGAGGACACCCAUGGACUUUACAGUGAGUUCAUCUCUGGAGCAAUGGCAACUGAUCGCUGUGGGAUGGACCUCCAGCCCGUGUUCGGAGUGACUUCUCUACUAGAGGCCGAGACCUCCAGUACAGAUCCCUAAGGACUAAAAGGGACCCCUCCAAGACCCACCGGAGGCCUUUCCCCAAGGCUCUGUGGAGGGAAUCUGCUACCCCAAACACUAAGGUGCUAGGGUUUUGUUAUCUUGCCCACCUCUGAAGAAACUCAAGGGGAACCAGCAAAUACGAGCCCACUGUGCACGCCCUAUCUGGACCUAUAGCUUUAGGACUCCAUGGCCCGGGAGCAUAACCUCCGCCGCACCCCUCACCCUUGCUCUUGGUUCCCAAACCACAGCCACCCCUUCUCCACAGAUAGACCCCAAAGAUCUCCAUGAGUGACCCAGAGUUGUGUGGCUUGAUAUGCCAGCUGCAGGCCAGUGAUGGAAACACAUCCAGGGACUGUGCCAAAUGUACAGGAGGGAAUCAGGAUGCUGGGUACCUCCCAAACAUCAGAAAGCAUCAGGGUUCUCCAGCAGUAACCAACCACCACCCACUCAAUCCUGCUCUCCAGCCUCCCCCGCAGCUCCUCUCAGCCACUUUGGUUGCUAGGCAACUCGUGCUAGGGAGCCCGAGGAUGAUAAAAAUCCGUGGCUCUCCAUACCCACUUGUCUGACAACUGCAGCUUGUCCCUGGCAGAUGCACUGUGAUAAGAAGCCUCUGUUUCUUACAUCAGCACCUACACACACACACACACACACACACACACACACACACA
Mus caroli (Ryukyu mouse) is the source of this 4540-nucleotide messenger RNA. It is a transcript of the gene Itga11, whose product is annotated as integrin subunit alpha 11. Gene Ontology annotation, biological process: cell adhesion mediated by integrin; cell-matrix adhesion; integrin-mediated signaling pathway. Gene Ontology annotation, molecular function: integrin binding. The record is from RefSeq and is a predicted model, not a curated record. Gene Ontology annotation, cellular component: integrin complex; external side of plasma membrane. Lineage: Eukaryota; Metazoa; Chordata; Mammalia; Rodentia; Muridae.